Anolis carolinensis (green anole) is the source of this 6344-nucleotide messenger RNA. It is a transcript of the gene gna11, whose product is annotated as G protein subunit alpha 11. Gene Ontology annotation, biological process: phospholipase C-activating dopamine receptor signaling pathway; adenylate cyclase-modulating G protein-coupled receptor signaling pathway; action potential. Gene Ontology annotation, cellular component: heterotrimeric G-protein complex. NCBI's taxonomy places the organism in Eukaryota, Metazoa, Chordata, Lepidosauria, Squamata, Anolidae. Gene Ontology annotation, molecular function: G-protein beta/gamma-subunit complex binding; G protein-coupled receptor binding; guanyl nucleotide binding. The transcript is spliced from 7 exons. The coding region runs from base 208 to 1287 and encodes 359 amino acids. The record is from RefSeq and is a predicted model, not a curated record.
GCCGAGGCCGCCGCCCGUCCGCGGGUUCGAGAGUGAGUGUGUGUUGUGAGGAGGCGAAGGCGGCGUCGGCGAGGCUCGGUCGGCGGCGCUGGGGGCUGCGUGAGGCGGCGGGGCCGAGCAGGCGAGGCCGAGGCCUGGGGCGAGGCCUAGUCCGUUUCUCCUGGCCUGCCUUCCUCCCUCCCUCCCGCCGCUGCCGCCGCCGCCGCCAUGACGCUGGAGUCCAUGAUGGCCUGUUGCCUCAGCGACGAGGUGAAGGAGUCGAAGCGCAUCAACGCCGAGAUCGAGAAGCAGCUGCGGAGGGACAAGCGCGACGCCCGGCGGGAGCUCAAGCUCCUCUUGCUCGGCACAGGAGAGAGUGGGAAGAGCACCUUCAUCAAGCAGAUGCGGAUAAUCCACGGCUCGGGCUACUCGGAGGAAGACAAGAAGGGUUUCACCAAGCUGGUGUACCAGAAUAUCUUCACUGCCAUGCAGUCAAUGAUCAGGGCCAUGGAAACCUUAAAGAUCUUGUACAAGUAUGAACAGAACAAGGCAAACGCACUGCUGGUCCGGGAAGUGGAUGUCGAAAAGGUCUGCACCUUCGAGCAACCCUACGUAAAUGCAGUCAAAACAUUGUGGAAUGACCCGGGAAUCCAAGAGUGUUACGACCGGCGGCGAGAGUAUCAGCUCUCCGACUCAACUAAAUACUACCUUACGGAUGUGGACCGUAUUGCCACGCCAGGGUACCUCCCCACCCAACAAGACGUCCUGCGGGUCAGAGUCCCCACAACUGGGAUCAUCGAGUACCCCUUUGACCUAGAGAACAUUAUUUUCAGAAUGGUGGAUGUUGGAGGCCAGAGGUCAGAACGGAGGAAAUGGAUACACUGCUUUGAAAACGUGACCUCCAUCAUGUUCUUAGUAGCCCUUAGCGAAUACGACCAAGUCCUGGUGGAGUCGGAUAAUGAGAAUCGAAUGGAGGAGAGCAAAGCCCUUUUCCGGACCAUCAUCACCUACCCCUGGUUCCAGAACUCCUCUGUCAUCCUCUUCCUGAAUAAGAAGGACCUGUUGGAAGACAAGAUCAUGUAUUCUCACCUUGUGGAUUACUUCCCAGAGUUUGAUGGCCCUCAGAGGGAUGCCCAAGCCGCCCGGGAGUUCAUCCUCAAGAUGUUUGUGGAUCUCAACCCCGACAGCGACAAAAUUAUCUACUCUCACUUCACAUGUGCCACAGAUACGGAGAACAUCCGGUUUGUCUUUGCUGCCGUCAAGGACACGAUCCUGCAGCUCAACUUGAAGGAAUAUAACCUAGUCUGACCUUGAUCGGCUCCGGGUUGUGUUUUUGUUUUUUUGUCAUCCUUCUCCUUCUUCCCCUUUUUCCUCUUCCUCUCCAAAUUUUUUUUUUUUUUGGUUGUGAAGAAAGUAAGGCAAGAGAACCCCAUGAAUAUAAAAACUAAAAAAAAUUGUACAGGAAAUCUUAAUUUUUAAUGAUGUAAUGAUUGCAAAUUGUCUGAUCUGUGAAGUGGCAAGGGGUUUUUGUUGGGGGGGGAGGGUUAUGAGACUAUAUACAUACACACGUAUGUAUGUAUGUAUUCUCUCACUGUUCUUUUGGAGUCUCAUGUCUGCCCCACGAAAUAAGUGAAUGUUUUUUUUUUAAGGAAACAAAUUUGCAUAAAAAAUAGUUUCCAAUUGCAAUGGGGGGAUGUGUUAGCUUUCUCCUUUCUCUCUCUCGUUUUCUUGUUCCAAUUCAAGAUGGCUUCCUCUUGUGUUUGCUUUCCCAAUUUGGAUCCCGACGGAUGCCCGGGCUUCCCGGGCUCCAAAACAGGGCUAUGGAAGUAUGGGGAUGCUACUCGUAAACUCUUUGCCGUGUGCCGUAUGAUGCCUCUGGUGUAAAUGGCUUGCGCCGGUUCGCCUUCGCCCCCCGGUAUAGUUAUCACUGCGCAUCUCUGCUUCAAGGUGCAUUCACCUGCAUUGGCCUCUUGGGAGAAUCAAGUGCCCUCUUUGACGAAGAUUGCGCCCACCGAGCCACCUAACCAUUCCUCUGUUUCUUUGUGCCAUUUUUAGUCGAUAUAAAUAUAAAUAUAUAUAUAUAUUUUCCUUAUCAAUUAUUAUGAAAGUUAUAUUGAGACUGUGAUUUUUUUUUAAAUUAUUGUCCUAUAUAUAAGUUUGCUACAUAUGCCGUACUUUUGUUUUUGUUUUUGUUCAUAGACUACCAACCAAGCAAUAGCUAACACGCCUGGGGGAAGUGCCUGAUUGUGCUGUUGUAUUGUGUUUAGGGUGUUGUUGUUGUUGUUGUUUUCAAGGGUUGUUCGCUUUAGAGAGCGUGAGGGAUUUUUCCCAGUAUUGCGUCUAAAUCAGUUAUUCCCAAAGUGGGCGCAGGAGCAUUUGGGGGUGGGGCCAGGGGAGGGGCGGGGCCUCCUUCCAACAGCCCGAGACAGGGCUGAGCCUCUAUAUCUCUCCUGAGAGGCCUUUUAGGACUAAAGGGCGGGGCUGGGAGUGUGGGCGGGGCCUCUUCCCAAGAGCACAAGACAGGGAUGAGCCUCUGUAUACCUCCCCUGAGGCGCUUGUUUGAACCCGAGAGCGGGGUAUAGAGGUUCAGCCCUGUCAGGCACUUGGGAAGAGGCCCCGCCCUCUCCUCUAGCCCCGCCCCCUGUGUCCUGGCAGGAGCCGCAGGACAGGGAUAGAUGCUCAGCCCUAUCUCAGAGCUCGUAACCGCCCAUCCCAGUCCUGGCCGGGAUGUUGGGACACAGGCGCUUGUUGGGACACAGAGGGUGGAGCUAGGGAAGGGGGCGGGGCCUCCUUCCAAGAGCCAGAGACAGGGCUGAGCCUCUAUACCUCGCCUGAGGCACUUGUUUGAACACGGGGACGGGGUAUAGAGGUUCAGCCCCGUCAGGCACUCAGGAAAAGGCCCCGCCCCGUCCUCUAGCUCCGCCCCCUGUGUCCUGGCAGGCGUUGCAGGACAGGGAUAGAUGCUCAGCCCUAUCUCAGAGCUCGUAACUACGCCCAGUCCUGGCGGCCCAUUUGUGGCCCCGCCCACCUCCCCCUCCCAGCCCUGCAUCUUGGACUAGGGGAGAGGCUCAGCCCCGCCCUCUUGAGCAGGAGCCACGCCCACCCUCUAAGCCACGCCCACCCUUUCCAGGGGCGGCAGGCCAAAUAAGUUUGGGAACCACUGGUCUAAACCCUGGAGGGCGAUGUUUGGCUCCUGCAGGAAGACGUGAGGUUCUAGUCCGUUUCUCCCAAAUCCCUUUGUGUGUGUGUGCUUUUGUGAGUGUGUUUUUCCAUCGUUGCCCCAUUUAGUUUGGUACAAACCCACCCAAAUGGGGAAAUCCUUGAGGAAGGAGACCCCGUGGUGCACAGAAGGAAGCUUCUAAAAAUACGCCGGUGAAGGCGUUGCAACUGUGUUGAAACCGUGUUGCCAAGGCUCCUGCGAAUUUAUAUUUGAAAGGCUUUUAGAAAACAAAGAACGGAAGCAUUUGCACAAGUAUUUAGCGACAGGGUGAGCUUCUGUGAAAGACCAAAACCAGAACCGAGAGAUUAAAAUUGGUCAAGAAAGGAGCUUGCCGGGAUCUGGAUCCGAAGUGCCAAAACGGGUUCCUGCUCAAAGCCAAUGGGAGAUGUUGCCAAAAAUGGGCCUUGUCUGGAAGGGGUUGUUUAUUUGUAUUUGUGUUGUUGUUGUUUUGGAUGUGUGAACAACACUAACCUGGCUUCAGAACCUGCAAGUUUGGGAUUGGACAGCUUGUGGGUUUUCUCUGGUCCUCGUCACUGAACACUACAAAACGGAGAGCACAAGAAAAGGGCUGCCACGUUUCCGGGACACUGUUAGUAGUAGAAAUAGUGGGAAGGCGGGAGUUGGGAGUUGCGCGGGUCACUGAUGUCCAAAUUAACCAACAUUCCUUGUAUCUGUCUAGAUGGUUUUCUUUGCAUGAAUGUUCAAAGGGUGGCAGGAAGGAGGGCCAAAUGGUCCAGGAGAAGGCCCGUUCUCACUUACGUGCCACGAGUACCUUUUUACUAAACCGAUCUUCUCCCACCCUUGUUUUUGCACAGCAGGCUCGUAGUCCUGGAAAGAAGGGCCGUUGUGAUGGCGUGCUUUCUUUUUUGCAAACCCAGGUUUCGUGGGAAUUGCGCAUCUUUCUUGCAAACCCAAGUUUUGUAGAAGUGGUGCCAUUGGUUCGAGUGGUACGUUUGUGGAAAUGACGCACUUUCUUGCAGACGACCACGCUAGUUGGCCUUAUAGAAGGCCGGGUUUUGUAUAAAUGAUGCGCUUUCUUUCUUGCAAACCCAGGUUCGGUGUAAAUUUCAUGCUUUCUUUCUUGCAAACCCAGGUUUCGUGGAAAUUGCACGCUUUCUUGCAAACCUAGGUUCGGUGGAAAUUACACAUCUUUCUUGCAAACCCAAGUUUCGUAGAAGUGGUGCGCUUUCUUUCUUGCAAACCCAGGUUUCGUGGAAAUUGAACGUUUUCUUGCAAAUCCAGGUUCCGUGGAAAUUGCACAUUUUCUUGCAAAUCCAGGUUCCGUGGAAAUUGCACGCUUUCUUUCUUGCAAACCCAGGUUUUGUAGAAGUGGUGCACUUUCUUGCAAACCAGGUUUCGUGGAAAUUGCACACUUUCUUUCUUGCAAACCCAGGUUUCGUGGAAAUUGCACGCUUUCUUUCUUGCAAACCCAGGUUUCGUAGAAGUGGUGCACUUUCUUGCAAACCAGGUUUCGUGGAAAUUGCACACUUUCUUUCUUGCAAACCAGGUUUCGUGGAAAUUGCACGCUUUCUUUUUUGCAAACCCAGGUUUUGUAGAAGUGGUGCGCUUUCUUUCUUGCAAACCCAGGUUUUGUGGAAAUGGUGCAUUUUCUUUCUGGCAAACCUUGGUUUGCAGGAAACAAUGUGCCUUUCUCGCAAACCCAGAUGUUCUGGAAACAACAUGCUUCCUUUCCUGCAAACCUGGGUUUUCAGGAGACUGUGCAAACCUGGUUUCCGUGGAAGUGGCGUGCUUUCUUUCUCCCAAACCUGGAUUUCAUGGAAAUGACUUGCUUGUUUAUUUUCUUCCAAACCCGGGUUUCAUGGAAACAACACGCUUCCUCUCCUCCAAACCCAGGUUUCCUGGAAAAGAUGCACUUGCUUUCUUGCAAACCCUGGUGUCGUGGAAAUGACGCUGCUUGCAGACCUGCCGUGCCCUUGCAGACGUGGUUUUAUGUGCCAAACUCACCCGGCCAUUUUUCCUUUCCUUCGUCUCCCCAAGUUGUCUUGAUGGGAGCCUCUCAGAGAUUUCGGGAAUCUCUGUUUUGAGCUUUUUUCGGGAAUCUCUGUUUUAAGCUUGAAAGGGGAGGCGAAGGAGCAGCCUGACCAAGCUCUGUUCCUGUUGCACUUUAUAUAUGUACGUGUGUGUAUGUGUGUAUGUAUAUCUUAAUCGUGUGUAGGAAGGGGGAGUUGUAAAACACAUCAUUCCAUUUCCUUCUAGAUAUGAUUAACUUUAAUCCCCUCCUCUUCUUAUUUUUUCCCUCCGGCCUGGUCUUCUCUUUCCCUCCUUUCAUUCGUUGUGUUUUUUCCCCCUGAACAUCUUUUAUAACUACUUCGAAGUGUGCUUCUCCAUUCUCUGCCAUUCAUUGUAUUGCGCUUCCCCCCCCCCCCAAAAAAAAAACAACCAAAACAAACAACAACGAAGGUGGUUUGAGUCCCUUGGGAGUCAUAAGUUGUUCUUUCCGUGUAUGUAUGUAUGUGCGUGUAUGUGAUAUUUCAUUUUUUUUUAAAGAAGCGUUAUCUGGUUUGUGCCAAUGUCCCAUUUCUUUCUUUUUCUUCAAUGCCAGAGACUCUUUUUACAAGUACCAGUGUGGUGAAAAAAAAUAAUUAUUUGGUUAUAUACUUGUAUAUUAUAAUAAAAGAUGCAGAUUUUGUGGGGGGUGGGCGGGAAGGAAGGGGGUAAAGAAGAGAAGAAAUGUUUAAACGUUAUCCUAUUUAAGAGAGAGAACACAACAUGACUAUAUAAACACUGUCUUUUUUUAAAAAAACGAAAACUCUUUUUGUCAUUUUGAAAAUUGCAUGUGGUGUUUUAAUGUAUGAGGGCGGGCGGGACGGGGAGGGGAUUUGGAAUUACGUGGCCUGGGACGGAUUAUUAUUACUACUACUCUUAUUACUAUUAUUAUUAUUACUAUUAUUAUUUGGCCCAUGUUCUCGUCUCUCUUUUUAGUCUGUGAGGCAGAAAUGUGGGGUGGGGUUGGGGGGGGGGUUCUCAGAACAACUCGCGUUCUCUCGUCGUCUGGGUGCUAACCCUCAAUGUUUAGAAAAUACCUGAUGAAAGGAAACAAAACAAAAGACAACAUUGAUUUUCAUAUCUUUCUCCUGAAAUAAAUUGUUUGAAAUUCGAAUAAAAUUCGUUCCUUUAAAAAGAA